AUGUUCGUAUCUCCUUCACCAAGUAAUAUUUCUAUGUUGGGGAUACAAAAGAGACAUGGGAAGAAGAAGAGUGCGUCUGAAGAACAUAGACCAGCAAACAGAGUUGAUGAGAAACAAGAGUAUCAUGAAAAUGAUGUACACGAACAUCUUCGAAAGGAAGCAAAUUUUGUCAAUGCUCCACCUGAAUAUGCUGAUAGGGCUAGAUUAGAGAUUAAAAAGAGACUUCUACCAAACCAAAAAAAUCUUCCAAAUCAUAGCCGUAACAAUAAUGACAUUUCAGACGCAUAUAGUAUAUCGACAACUGUUGACAGUCAGAGUUCUUUCUCAUCAGACGCAGCAUCUAGUAUAUUUUCACAGCCUUCCACAAUAUUUUCACAAACUACCAAUGAUAGCGUACCUUUAACGCAUUCAAAAUUCAUAACGCAGCUUUCUUUAGAGGAAGCCCUCCCGAAGACAUUUUUUGAUAUGUAUUCACCAGAAGUUCUCAUGUCAGAUCCUUCUAAAGUUCUGUAUAACGGCAGACCAUCUUUUACUAAAAGAGAAUUAUUAGAUUGGGAUCUUAACGAUGUGCGAUCACUUUUAAUCGUAGAGAAUUUACGCCCAGAAUGGGGCCAUCAGCUACCAGAAAUUAUCAAUCGAACCGCACCAAGUCUUCCGAAAUUUAGAUUCCAAUUAUUGCCCUUAAAUUCCGCUGAUACUGUUAUAAUACAAACUUUGGUAAAUUCAGAUUUAUAUUUGGAGGCAAAUAUUGAUUACGAAUUUAAACUUACAAGUGCUAAAUACACGGUUGCUGCAGCUCGAAAACGUCAUGAACAAAUUGUGGGUGUUCACGAGCCAAUAAUGACUUUAUCAAAACCUGAAUGGAGGAACAUCAUCGAAAAUUAUCUAUUAAAUAUUGCAGUGGAAGCGCAGUGUAGAUUUGAUUUUAAGAAUCAUUGUAAUGAAUUCAAAAAAUGGAAAAGUGAGCAACAUAGUCUGAAUUUGAAGAAACCUGAUAUGCCUCCACCAAGAAUGAUACCGACGACGUUGAAUAAAAAUAGCAGUCUAUUGAAGAAAACGUUAAUGAAAAAUCUACAAUUGAAAAACUUCCAAGAGAAUAAAGACUCAAUAGCAAUAAAUACAUCAAACUAUAAUGAUGGCCCUUCUGACAACGUUUAUACUACUAAUCACAAAAUAACAUUGACUAAAGAAGAAAAAGCUAGUAUAUGGUCCCAAUGUCAAACCCAAGUCUAUCAAAGACUGGAAUUAGACUGGAAGCCCGAUGGAGUGUAA
Kazachstania africana CBS 2517 is the source of this 1272-nucleotide messenger RNA. It is a transcript of the gene STD1, whose product is annotated as Std1p. NCBI's taxonomy places the organism in Eukaryota, Fungi, Ascomycota, Saccharomycetes, Saccharomycetales, Saccharomycetaceae. The transcript has a single exon. The record is from RefSeq and is a predicted model, not a curated record. Bases 1 to 1272 code for a protein of 423 amino acids.